Messenger RNA from Macroventuria anomochaeta, 1887 nucleotides. RefSeq lists its product as uncharacterized. The record is from RefSeq and is a predicted model, not a curated record. The coding region runs from base 1 to 1887 and encodes 628 amino acids. NCBI's taxonomy places the organism in Eukaryota, Fungi, Ascomycota, Dothideomycetes, Pleosporales, Didymellaceae. The transcript has a single exon.
AUGGCCUCAAUGUCCGGCUUGCUCAACACCAUCACAAAAGCGAUGCCAUAUGUGAGCGAUGACAAAGCUGCCGACAAGACAGAAGACCAUGAGCCACUGUUAGCAGGUAGCGACUCUGCGGGUUACCUCGGCGAGGAUGAAGGGAGCAGCAAGAACCCCGAACAGACAGCGGACUCACAACGUUCGAUACGGAAGUCGAACAGCGAUCUGGGAUUAUGCGAGCGAACAAGGACCCGAGAUUCGGCAACAGAUCCCGUGCAGACCUCACUUCGUUUGAACCGACCGGCAGACCCAGGUGCAAGUCUGCGGCCACCCCGUGCAAAAGGACAUCGAUCAUCCAGUAGCUCGCAGAUGGAGACGCAAUCUCGUUCGGAAGAGUUGGCCUGUUCAGACACAACAAUGCAACGGGGGAUCAUAGCCAGCCUCGGCAACACCAGGGAUACAGAUACAUCGAAGCGCAGCAGAAACCGAUGCGGGAGCGGCGCAGACAGUCCAGUGCCAAAAGACGAAGAACCCAUGACAGGCUUCACGUGGUGUUCGUCAAUACGUCCAAUCUCGAAUCCUGACCUACGGAAGGCCUCCAGAGCAUCGAGCAGACCGGAUCCAAGUAAGCCACUGAAGACGUGUCUGAAGCGGAAGGCCAAAAGUGCGAACACAACACCUUCGAAUGAGUCCGUAACGAAUUCCGAGGGCUCUGCAAAGAACCAAGAACUUCGGCGUAUGAAGACUGUUGACUUCGAGGAGGCGAUGUCGAGGCUUGUGCCAUCUCAAGUAAUGAUCUCGAGCAGCGCCGUGCACCACCGUACACUUGGAUUAAGAAAGGCUUCAAAGUGCAGGCCUUCGUGCCCUGGCACGGCUGUGUUGUCCAAGCGUUCACCAGCGUCUCCAGCCAUGACUCGAACUGAUGUUCAUGUCAUUGCCGUUACUCCUUCGUCAUUGAAGCCUGCAGGCUUGGAUCCAACGCAACCAAGGAAGGCCGACGAGGCCGAUCCCGCUACUCCCACCAUGCAGAUCGUAGAAUCUAACAACGGCAACUACGAGGUUAUCUGGGACGACGUACCGCCAGAGCAUAGUGCGAGAACACAAAGACGCAGCUCUUCAGCCAGUCAGGCGCUGGAAGCUGUCUCAACAGGCACCAGGGGCCUCGAGCAUGUCAACACAAAGCUCACGGAGUGGUCUGGCACUUGGAACACACCCUCCGACUCUUUCAAGCCCACAAUCGUUGUGUUCCCUGACGACAAUGGUCGCAGGCCUCAUUUCGAAUGCGCUGUUGUGGAUGACGAAGAUAUUGAGAUCUUUGCGCCUCCCAACAGCGAGAGAGUGAGUGCCGUGCAUUCACGCCACCCCUCGCGACCUGCAAGUGCUCGAAUGUCAAGAGCUGCUUCUCAUGACGAUUCGAGCGCUAUCGCACUCCCACAAGUCACAUCGCUCGAUGACGCAGCUCCUCUGACGGAGCAAACGCUUGUUGUACCAGAUUCAGAUGCCUGGUCAGCCCAUCUGGUUGCGGCCCGUCGAAAACUGGGGGCGCCCAGCCCAGAACGGAAGCUAUCCAAUGUCGAAGAAGCGGAUUUGAAGUUUCGCAACCACCGAGACUCCGUCACCAUAGCUCAUUCGCGUCUGAUCCACUCUGGAGGGGUGCGACCAGAGCUCUUCGCAUAUAGAGACUCGGUGUCAAUGGCAAAGAAGCGGAUGCAUGCCAAGAACCAUGCUGGCUCUGCUCCAAAACACGUGCAUCGACCGGAAUCGAAGUCGGAGCCGGGUCCCCAGCUUGACGAUGCUGCUACUGCAAUUCCUCCGCAGUCAAUCGUGAAGGCUCACGCGGCUGAAGCUCUCAAGAAAGGCAGUCCGGUACCCAUACUGCGCCUGUCAGAUUCUGCCGGUCCAUGA